Messenger RNA from Erpetoichthys calabaricus (reedfish), 3084 nucleotides. RefSeq names its product glutamate receptor, metabotropic 8a (gene grm8a). The transcript is spliced from 11 exons. The record is from RefSeq and is a predicted model, not a curated record. Gene Ontology annotation, molecular function: group III metabotropic glutamate receptor activity. Gene Ontology annotation, cellular component: membrane. The coding region runs from base 7 to 2724 and encodes 905 amino acids. Gene Ontology annotation, biological process: G protein-coupled glutamate receptor signaling pathway; regulation of synaptic transmission, glutamatergic. Lineage: Eukaryota; Metazoa; Chordata; Cladistia; Polypteriformes; Polypteridae.
ACAAGCAUGGUCCAAGUCGGGAAACGUUCCAUUUCCUAUCACUGCUUCCUCUUACUGACAGCAAAAUGCUGCUGGUUGUUAACUGCCAUGCAGACAUCGGAUGCCCAAGAGCAUGCUCAUUCCAUUCGCCUGGAAGGUGAUAUAAUUUUGGGAGGACUAUUUCCUGUUCAUUCCAGAGGAGAGCGUGGGGUCCCCUGUGGGGAACUAAAAAAGGAGAAAGGAAUCCACCGGCUAGAAGCCAUGCUUUAUGCUAUUGACCAGAUCAACAAAGAUCCUGAUCUUCUCCCAAAUGUCACUCUGGGAGUGCGAAUCCUGGAUACCUGUUCUAGAGACACAUAUGCCCUGGAGCAGUCCUUGACUUUUGUACAAGCCCUCAUUGAAAAGGAUGCAUCUGAUGUAAGGUGUGCCAAUGGGGACCCCCCUAUUUUUGCCAAGCCUGACAAAAUUAUAGGAGUAAUAGGAGCUGCUGCUAGCUCUGUGUCUAUAAUGGUAGCCAACAUCUUAAGGCUUUUUAAGAUACCUCAAAUUAGCUAUGCAUCUACAGCCCCAGAACUAAGUGACAACACCAGGUAUGACUUUUUCUCCCGAGUUGUUCCUCCUGACUCGUAUCAAGCACAAGCCAUGGUUGAUAUUGUCACCACUUUGGGAUGGAACUAUGUGUCAACACUGGCCUCGGAGGGAAAUUACGGAGAGAGUGGUGUGGAGGCAUUUAUACAGCUCUCAAGGGAGUACGGAGGUGUUUGCAUUGCACAGUCACUGAAAAUCCCCAGAGAACCCAAACCUGGUGAAUUUGACAAGAUAAUUCAACGCUUAAUGGAAACCUCAAAUGCUCGUGGUGUGAUCAUGUUUGCAAAUGAAGAUGACAUCAGGCGAGUUUUGGAUGCAGCCAAGAAAAACAACCAGACCGGCCAUUUCCUUUGGGUUGGUUCAGAUAGUUGGGGUUCCAAAAUUGCACCAGUUUUUCAACAAGAAAAGGUGGCUGAAGGUGCUGUUACAAUCCUUCCAAAAAGAGCUUCAAUUGACGGUUUUGACAGAUUUUUCCGGAGUCGAACCCUUGCAAAUAACAGAAGAAAUGUGUGGUUUGCUGAAUUUUGGGAAGAAAAUUUUGGAUGCAAAUUAGGGUCACAUGGCAAGCGAGUUGGGAACCUGAAGAAAUGCACUGGAUUGGAAAAAAUUGGCAGAGAUUCCAGUUAUGAACAAGAAGGGAAGGUACAGUUUGUUAUAGAUGCAGUGUACUCCAUGGCCCAUGCAUUACAUAAUAUGCAUAAGGAACACUGCCCAGGUUAUGUUGGACUCUGUGCACGAAUGAGUAACAUCGAUGGGAAGGAACUACUCCAUAAUAUUCGAUCUGUAAAUUUCAAUGGAAGUGCAGGAACUCCAGUCAUUUUCAAUGAGAAUGGUGAUGCUCCUGGGCGCUAUGACAUUUUCCAGUAUCAAAGCACCAACAGAUCAACAACAGAAUACAAGAUAAUUGGACAUUGGACUGAUCAGCUUCAUUUAAACAUGAAUGAAAUGCAUUGGACGACAGGGGAUUCCUCCAUUCCGGCCUCUGUCUGUAGUGUUCCAUGUAAACCAGGAGAGAGAAAAAAGACUGUGAAGGGGGUGCCAUGCUGCUGGCACUGUGAGCGCUGUGAAGGAUAUCAUUACCAAGUGGAUGAGUUCAGCUGUGAGCUUUGCCCUUAUGAUCAGAGGCCUAAUGAGAACCGCACAACCUGCCAGCCAAUUCCCAUUAUCAAGCUGGAAUGGCACUCACCUUGGGCAGUGGUACCAGUCUUUAUAUCUAUGCUGGGAAUCAUUGGAACCACCUUUGUAAUUGUGACGUUUGUAAAAUACAAUGACACUCCAAUUGUAAGGGCAUCUGGGAGGGAACUGAGCUACGUGCUUUUGACUGGCAUAUUCCUUUGUUAUGCUAUCACUUUUUUAAUGAUUGCUGCCCCGGACACUGCUGUGUGUUCCUUCCGUCGUAUCUUCCUGGGACUUGGCAUGUGUUUUAGUUAUGCUGCCUUAUUAACAAAAACUAACAGGAUCCACCGCAUUUUUGAGCAAGGCAAAAAAUCAGUCACGGCACCUAAAUUUAUAAGCCCUGCUUCCCAGUUGGUCAUUACAUUCAGCCUCAUCUCCUUUCAGUUGCUGGGUGUAUUGAUCUGGUUUGCUGUGGAUCCCCCUCAUAUCAUAGUAGACUAUGGGGAGCAAAGAACACCAGAUCCUCAGAAUGCCAGAGGGGUUCUCAAAUGUGACAUUUCUGAUCUUUCUCUAAUCUGUUCCCUUGGAUACAGUAUUCUUUUGAUGGUCACAUGCACUGUUUAUGCCAUAAAAACAAGAGGUGUUCCAGAGACAUUCAAUGAAGCUAAGCCUAUUGGAUUUACCAUGUACACAACGUGCAUCAUCUGGCUAGCUUUUAUACCAAUAUUCUUUGGUACAGCGCAAUCAGCAGAGAGGAUGUAUAUUCAAACGACAACCCUUACAAUCUCCAUGAGCCUAAGUGCAUCAGUUUCUCUGGGCAUGCUGUACUUACCCAAGGUUUACAUCAUCAUCUUCCACCCAGAGCAGAAUGUGCAGAAGCGCAAGCGCAGCUUCAAGGCUGUUGUGACAGCAGCCACUAUGUCCAGCAAGCUAACACAAAAAGGAAAUGACAGGCCAAAUGGAGAGGUCAAAACUGAACUCUGUGAAAGCCUUGAAACCAACAGUAAGGGAUCAAGAGUGGGUUUCCUUAUCGAGAUAUGAAUGCAUAGAGAGGGCAACGAUGUCAGAAGCUGCCGCAUCAUCUACCAAAACAACAUAUGUGAGUUAUAGCAACCACGCCAACUGAAAGAUCUGAAGAGGAUAACUCUAAUCAUGAUUAAAUUAGGGAUUACUUACAUAAGGAUAUAAGAAGAAUUCAACAAGCACAACGGCAUGAGACAUUGUAUGAAACAUUAAGAUGAACUGCUCUUUCUGGAAGACAGAGCAUAAUAUUAAGUUUGUUUGCUUGUAUUCAUACAGAGUAAAUCACCCAGCCAUAAAAUAAUUUUAAAAAAAGCAUAGGCUGAGACACCAGUCAGAAAGAACAUUUGACUUUGGGCAAAAAAACAAAAAUAAAUAAAA